UGAGUCUGAGCGACGACACUCAUCAUGAAGAUCUGCGCUGUGUUCUGUGUAUUUGUGGCUCUUGCGCUGGGCUCUCCGGUUCCUCCGAACACACAGCAGUGUGAAUGCAGCGCCGCCGCCAGGUCUCUGCUCUCCAGCCUCUCACACAUCAUGCAGAAGGAGGGGAAGAUGGAACACAGGGAUCUGUUUGCUGGCUUUAACUGCACGGAUCUGGAGGCUCAGAUGAUUCCUCACACUCUCACAGCGUCUGUGUGUCAGCCCAGCGGCUCCGCUCAUAAUGCGUCCUGCUCCAGCCACAGACGCUCGUCUUUCAGUGAGACGGAGUGUCUGAGGAACAUCAGAGCUGAUCUGAGCUAUUACGAUGUGAUGCUGAGCUCCUACAGGCCCAGUGAGACUGAUCUGAGUCCAGUGAAGACAGCCACCAAAGGCCUGAUGAACUGUUUGAAUGAGAACUGCGAGGCUGCAGAUGGAGAGUUUCCUCAGUGGCGCGUCUGGAGCGGAUUGUCCUUCGAUGACCGUCUGUCCCUGUGCAAGACGCUGAAGGGCUUCCACAUCCGGGCCAUCACCGUGAACCGGGCGCUGGGGUACAUCGGCUCCGGAGAGCACAGGAAAUGAUGUCACUCACCACAGCGCCGCUUCCUCCUCACACGACUGCACGCCUGUCAGUCACGCAUAAGCUAGACGCGUGUGGCCU
Sinocyclocheilus anshuiensis is the source of this 694-nucleotide messenger RNA. It is a transcript of the gene il12a, whose product is annotated as interleukin 12a. The coding region runs from base 25 to 615 and encodes 196 amino acids. The transcript is spliced from 7 exons. The record is from RefSeq and is a predicted model, not a curated record. Lineage: Eukaryota; Metazoa; Chordata; Actinopteri; Cypriniformes; Cyprinidae.